Sinocyclocheilus rhinocerous is the source of this 616-nucleotide messenger RNA. Its product is annotated as tudor domain-containing protein 6-like. NCBI's taxonomy places the organism in Eukaryota, Metazoa, Chordata, Actinopteri, Cypriniformes, Cyprinidae. Bases 1 to 537 code for a protein of 178 amino acids. The transcript is spliced from 5 exons. The record is from RefSeq and is a predicted model, not a curated record.
AUGUUGGAAAGGUCACUCGUGACGCAGGCGGAAAUACCGACCCACUGUUUACAAAGCCAACGGUCCAGCAGCAGAGAUUGCACAGACAUUAAGGUGGAGGUCAGGAGGAUUGACUAUGGAGAUGUUGUUUGCGUCUCUCUUUGGGAUGUUAAGGAACUGUGUGGAGAAGCAGCAUCCAUACCUGUGCAAGCGCUGCAGGUCUCUCUGGUGAAUGUGAGGCCAGUGAAUGGAGAAACAUGGUCUUUUGAAGCGAUCAGCUGGUUCAAGAGUAAAGUGCAGAACAAGACUCUUUAUGCCAGGCUUUACCCAGAAGAAGGAGAAGUUUUGGUUGAACUCUUCAUGGAGAAGGGAAAGAUUGGUGCUAUGAGGAGAGGAGACUCUCUGUCUGUGAGACUUGCUCAGAAUAGAUUUGCCGUUCAUGAAUGUAACAAACCCAGGGGCCUGAAGAGAAGAAGUGACGUCCCAGAACAAAUCAGCCAGCAGUCGUUACAGCGGGAGAAGUAUCUGAUCUCCUGUUACAGUCACAACAGGGAAUAAUGUUCAGUGAUCAGCAAACUUACAUGCUUUUGUCUUUUAUCAUUACAUCAUAACCUUAUACAGACUUCACAAUAUCUAC